UGCUAUAAAUUCAUACAAAAAGCUACAAUAUGCCAUACAGCUAAAGGAAAAGGCCCUCUCCUGCAAUGAUCAAAAUACUACCAGUGUUAUGUAUUCUGCCACUUCUCACUGUAGCACAAUUUUUCCCAGUCUCAGAUGGAAUUAAUGAUCUCUUUGCUGUUUUUACACAGUGUCCAAUUACUCCUAGAAGCCCACCAGAAAAUCAGUAUUUUUGCUAUCGUACGCAAGCAAGGAUGCUUUUUGGAUUCACUGUCUGUGAUCCGGUCUUUGUCAGACAAAGGAAUCUAACAGUAGGAGUAAAAUCAGAGAACUAUACUGUUUACUUUUUGAACACUCCAGGCCGCAGAAGAGGAGCCAACUAUGUAAACAGAUUAUUGUGUAGGUGGAAUAUUCGCUGUCCUGCAGGACAAUUGAUGUAUUAUGAUGUCCCUGAGCAUUCACUAGAGGCAUCUGUUGUUAGCCCUUUCUUUAGUAAUUCGCUUUGCUUGGAUUUUUUACGAAUGUCCAGAGACUUUGGCGAGGACGUAUCGUGUGGUAAUGACAUACCUAGGAGUGACAUAGAACCAUCUCGUAUACUGGUCGAGUUUCGUAGCAACAGAGUAAUGAGGAGGCCAGGGUUCAGAAUGAGAGUAGUUUGCUUUAAUCCAAAGCUUCAGGAUGCUCAAGGAUGCACUGCAAGAGGAAGAAGGUCUAGUGAGCUGCAUAAAAUUAAAAUGAAGCAGAAAGCUGCUAGGAUAUUGCGCUCUUUAGUCAACCAACCUCACAAGAAAUUGCAAGUAUCACCUGAUAGGCUUAUACAAAACGACAUUCCUCGUGACGCUACUGUUGUGUAUAGUAGAGAAACAAUCUUUGUUUUCAGGAAAAAGUCUGUUCUCUUUGUGUACAGAAAAGUGAAGUCACUACACACCUAUAAUGAAUUUGAUGGUGUGACUAGCUUCUACAAAGCAGAAAAGAAAACAGAAAUAUUUCGCGGCUUUGGAGUAUUAACUGUAGUCGAUGUAUAUGCAUAUUAUACUAUAUUUGGAGUUGAUCCUAGCCUUCGACCUCCAACUGGUGACAAGAAUAUCAUAUCAACCCUAUUAGAUGCUCAUGAAGUGCUGACACCUGAUGAUGACUUUAUUAUUCCUAAUUUAGCACCACAGAACAUUGAUAAAAGACAAGCAUCAGGUCAAACUGUCUCUCCUGGUGUAAUUAGCAUAGCACAAAGUAAUAGCAAUUCUUGUAAUCCUGUCCUGAAAGCAGUGGCUCAGUCUUUGUUAAAUAAAACUGGGAACAAAUAAUUUCAAUUAUAAUCUUUUUUUUUAAAUGAUAAAUGCAAUAUCUGAGAUAACAAUUAUUAUAAUGGUUGUAUGGUUAUAAUUACUUGUAUUUAUUAAAGUUGCUAAAAUAA
Amphimedon queenslandica is the source of this 1390-nucleotide messenger RNA. RefSeq lists its product as uncharacterized. The transcript is spliced from 7 exons. Lineage: Eukaryota; Metazoa; Porifera; Demospongiae; Haplosclerida; Niphatidae. Bases 66 to 1280 code for a protein of 404 amino acids. The record is from RefSeq and is a predicted model, not a curated record.